This is a messenger RNA of Lachancea mirantina, 534 nucleotides long. The record is from the annotation of a GenBank genome assembly. NCBI's taxonomy places the organism in Eukaryota, Fungi, Ascomycota, Saccharomycetes, Saccharomycetales, Saccharomycetaceae.
AUGAGCGCCCAAAGAGUUCCAAAGUGGUAUCCAGCUGAAGACGUUCCAGUCGCCAAGCAAACCAGAAAGACCGCUCGCCCACAGAAGUUGCGUGCCUCUCUUGUUCCAGGUACCGUCUUGAUCUUGUUGGCCGGUCGCUUCAGAGGUAAGAGAGUCGUCUACUUGAAGCAUUUGGAAGACAACACCUUGUUGGUGUCUGGUCCAUUCAGAGUCAACGGUGUUCCAUUGAGAAGAGUCAACGCUCGUUAUGUUAUCGCCACUUCUACCAGAAUCUCGUUGGACGGUGUCGAUGUCGAGAAGUACAACGUCUCCUACUUUGCCAGAGAAAAGGUGACCAGAAAGCAAAAGGCCGAGUCUAACUUCUUCGGUGACGAACAAGCUAAGAAGGAAGUCCAAGCUGAGCGUGUCGAGGACCAAAAGGUUGUCGACAAGGCUUUGUUGGCUCAGAUCAAGAAGACUCCAUUGUUGAAGCAGUACUUGGCUUCCUCUUUCUCUUUGAAGAGCGGUGACAAGCCACACUUGUUGAAAUUCUAA